Molecule: messenger RNA, 906 nt
Organism: Paraglomus brasilianum
Lineage: Eukaryota; Fungi; Glomeromycota; Glomeromycetes; Paraglomerales; Paraglomeraceae
Source: the annotation of a GenBank genome assembly
AUGACUAUGUUAAACAUCAGAUUAAUGUUUUUGCUAGUGCUCAUUUCCGUAGCAUUUGAUCAAUUCGUUGUCAAUGCAUCGCCCGUUGCGUAUAAGCGAGAUAAUAGUACAAGUGAAGUACCCGUUCCAACAGCGUUGGUCGAUGACUUUAAAUUAUGGGCUCAAUUUGCCAGUGCUGCCUAUUGCAACGUGACAAACUGGGAUUGCGGGAAGGCUUGCAGAGGAGACACGGCAGGCACUCGCUUGAUUAAAUUCUUUAACAAAUCCAAACCAAAUGACAACAACGGUUUUGUUGCAGUUAAUGACAAGUUUAAAUCUAUUAUCGUCGCUUACCGAGGCACAGCAGACGUUCCGUCGUUUAUCAGUGAUCUCAAAUUUCUUGAAACACCCUUUCCGGGUGUUCCUGGCGCCAAGGUACAUGCUGGAUUCUUGGCUGUGUACAACGACACCAGAGACGAAAUAACUCAAAUCGUAAAGGAUCAGGUGGCUCAGAAUCCCGGCUACAAUGUCAUUAGUGUUGGUCACAGUCUUGGAGGAUCGCUGGCUCUGUUUCAGACUUUGGACUUACUUGACACACCUGGAUUGUCGCCCGAUCAAUUGAUGACAUUCACAUACGGUCAACCGCGCACUGGGAACGACGUCUUUGUCAACCAUGUCGAGUCUCUGCCGAUUAAACUCUAUCGUCUUGUGAAUAAGAAUGAUCUCGUUCCUCACCUUGCUCCCGAAUCAUUUGGGUAUGCUCACACCGCACCAGAGUUCUGGAUUAAUCCCGAUAAUCAAGUGGUGGAAUGUCAACAACUUGGUGGCGAUAAUUGUUCUGCCUCGCAAAAACCAUUGAAUCUGACUAUUCUUAGUCACGCAAAGUACUUUGACACUGCAUUCUUGUUAACAUGUCUUGUUAAAUAG